UGCUUUAGCCUGUUUCCUCGUUAUCUUCCCCGGAAGAUCUCUGGCCGCGCGGAGCACCUGACCGUGGCGGUUACAGACGGCUGGGAAAUGAGGGAAACGUCGCUGCUUUGCUGGCCAUAACCUUCCGCGAACUGGGAAAACGGCUACGGGAUGCCUACGUCCGCCUUGUGUGAGCGUUAAAAGGGGCAGCGGGACAGUUCUCGGUCGUCGGUCGCGAUGAAGCAAGGCGGCGGCGGCGGCGAGGCGGUCGUGACUGCCCGGUGAAUGAAUGGCGCAGAGAGAGCUGGGUGAAGUAACAAGGCUUGUUUGAAUUGAACGCGUACAAAGAGACUGCUGCUAUUUUGUAUUUAUUUAUUUAUUAUUUUUUUAUAAACACUACGUCACCACGCCUGUUGCCAUGGACCUAUAAACACCUGCAGGAGAAGAAGCACCUGGUCUGAGUGAUCUAUUGAAAUGGCGAACUGAACACUCAUAUUUCCUGUCAAGCCAAGGUUAGCUGAAGGUACUUACUGAAGUGUAAGGACAAGGAUGUUCGGUGUGAAUGCAAACUGGACAUAAUUCACAUUUAUGUCUACAAUUGCUCAUCAGGGAGGCAAAUGGAAAACAAAAUGAAAGCCACAUGUCACAUCAGUGGAAAUUAAAGGUACUCAAGUGUAAGGACUGAUCCCCAAGGGUAUGAAUGCAGAGUGAACAUAAUGCACAUUAAUGUGUGCAGCCACUCAUAAGGGAAGUGAGAGGCAACUUGUUCAAUGCUGGACAACAAAAUGAAAGAGACAUGUCGCAUCUGUGGACGGGAUCUGUGCGGCAACCAGCGCCGGUGGAUCUUCCACCCGACCGCCAAGCUCAAUCUGCAAGUGCUGCUGUCACACGCUCUCGGCCAGGAGCUGGGGCGGGAUGGUCGCGGGGAGUUCGCCUGCUCCAAGUGCGCCUUCAUGCUGGACCGCAUGUACCGCUUCGACACUGUGAUCGCCCGGGUGGAGGCCCUCUCCAUCGAGAGGCUUCAGAGGCUCCUACAAGAGAAACAUCGGCUCAGGCAGUGCAUUGGCGGACUGUACAGGAAAACAAACUUGCUGGAGAAUGCCCUAACUUCUGCAGAGGAUGGUGAUGCACCAGGAGACGGGAUGGUGGAUAUUUCAGGCCUCACCCACGCCAAGUACUGUGCCCUCCUCCAGGAGGACCUAGUCUACUCUUUGUAUGAAUCCUGGGCCGACGAUAGUGUGGAGUGCCACCAUCACCAACACCCCCAGUCUUCAGCUGGGCUAGGGUCGGAGGUUGCAGGAUCUCACCGUUGUAUAGCCACCACUCCUAGAAAAUGUCAGGGUUGUUCCCAUUGGCGUGUGGCAGACUCUGACUAUGAAGCUGUUUGUAAGGUGCCCAGGAAGCUCGCGCGGAGCACGUCCUGUGGCCCCUCCACCAGAUAUUCUGCCAGUGUCAUUGGAGGCAGCGGUGGAGGUGCGGAAGUAGAGGAAAAAGAAAAUGGUGAUGAGCCAGAUGAACCGCCAUCCUCUCUGACACUCGUUCCUGGUUCUCAGGAUGUGUCAAGGACUUCAGAUAGCGACCGCACUCUAGCAGGAAGAGCCAGCUCCAGCCCCUCUAUAGCAUCCCUGGAGACAACCGAGGACUACAUUCACCCUGGAUGCACGACAGAUGAACUGUUGAACUCCCCCAAGGACCAGAUAUCUGACACCACCCCCGAGGGACCUCCACAUGGCCAAUCCUUCCCUGCACCAAGCUUCUCUGUGGCCCUUUGUUUGCUACAGAAUUAUGCUGUCCACCGACCGGUCCAAAGCACCAAGGGCAGUAAAAUUCCAGUGCUGCUUAAACGGCGCUCCAAUCAUGGAAGGUUGGACUUCCCUUAUCCAGUUCUUGAACUGACCUUUGGAAGUCCGGGUGGUGACAGAUACCACCGCAUGCCGACACCUGAACUGGAGGCCCCCCUGAUCCAACUGCACGUUGGGCCGGACCGUGGUCUUAACUCGGCUGGUAUCGAAGACUUUUCGGAAGAUGUUUACAUAGAAUAUCCACCACCAAAUCCACACCAGGUUCGACUUCAACCCAGGUGUCUGAUAUUUGUGAGCAAAUAUUCCCACAGACCCGCUCCUGAAAGAUAUUCGAAACUGUCCCAUUACUUUUGGAACCUUGUUGAGGAGCAGCAGAGCCAGCUUAACCAAUAUGAGUGUGCAGCCGGCCAGUGUGUCAGCGAGCUCCAGAAGGCCCAGCUGCAGGUCCAGUCCCUGCAGGCCAAAAUCCACGAGAGUGAUUCCAACAAUAUGAAGCUCCAGGAGAAGCUGAGUGAGAUGGAGUGUGAGCUUCAUUCCCUCCGCCAGGCUGCCCGGAGUCAGGAGAGAACCAUCCGGGACCUCACGGAGUCCAUUAGCACCAAAGACUGCGAGGCCCAGGAGUUGUAUCAGCUGGUCGAGGGGCAGAACGUCACAUUAUACAAGCUACGAGAGAUGGCCCACCGUAACCAGCUCACGCAAAGCAAGGCUGCAGAGUGGGUCAGUGAAUCCGUGACACUCGCCCAGCUGCAGGGAGAGCUGGUAGGAGUACAGAGCUCCCUGUUCUCCAUGGGUCUGGAACUGGAGGCCAGCCAGAGAAGUCUCAGACAGAGUCAGCGACAAGGCAAAGAUCUGGCCCGCUUCAAAGACAGACUGAACGCGGACCUGCAGGAGGCGCUGCAGCACAGGGAAGAGACUGAAAAAUACAAUCAGGACCUGCGUUGCACCCUCCAGAAAAUUCGUGCCGAGCUGCAGGCUAAAGAAAAGGCUCUGAAGGAAGCUGUGGGAGAGAGACUCACUGCUGUCCAAGAAAAAGACAGAAGCAUCGCACAGCUCAAUCACUCUCUUCAGGACAAAGAGCGACAGUUACAAGAGUACUCGGAGAUGAUAGAAACACCAGAAGGCUCCAAACCAAGAGAUGCACUUCUUGAGAAACUAAGAGAGCGCAUUAAAGACAGAGACAGAGCUUUGGAGUGCUCCAUCGAUGACAAGUUCCGCUGUCUGGACGAACGUGAGGGUCAAGUGAGGACGCUACAGCUGGCGCUCAGGGAGAAGGACAGAGACUUGGACAGGCUCCGCUGCAUCCUAACCAACAACGAGGAGACCAUCACGAGUCUGGAUGCUCUAGUGCGAGGAAAAGAGGUGGAGCUGGAGCAGGCAGCCGAGGCCUACAGGAACCUCCAGUGGCUGAAGCAGCAGAGUGAGGAGAAGGAGAUGAACGCUUUGAGGGAGAAGGACACCAUCAUCGGUCAGCUACAAGCAGCACUGCAGGCUCGCAGCAAGGAGACACAGGAUUUGACAGGAGCACUAGUCGCCAGAGUUCAUGCUGGCCCCACCGAGGUGGUAGAGGAGCUGAAGGCUCGGCUCCAGCUGAAGGAGAAGCUCUUCCAGGAACUGCUGUCUGACCGUAGCCGCCAGUCAAGCGAACACCAAACACGAGUGUUAGACCUGCUCAACACCCUCAGUGCCAAAGACCAGUACCUGCAGGACAACUCAUACAGGCUGUCCUUGGUGAUAAGCGAGCGCACAGGUCAGCUGCAGGAGGUGCGCAGGCAGCUGUCGCAGAGAGAACAGGAGCUGUGCGAGCUGAACCAGGACAAACAGAGAGAGACGGGCGGGGAGUUGCAGCAUCUGCAAGGUCUUCUCCGAGAGAAAGAAGCCUUACUUAAGGAGAUGAUGCAAAGCCAGGAGGAGGUAAUGAUGCAGUCAUCUACAGAGAGUGAGGAAAAUGUGAAGGCCCUCCAGGAAGAGCUGCAAUUAAUCCUCAAGAAGGAGAUGGAAGCCCAGAGAGAACUCUCUGCUCUGCGUUCAUCUUUGGCUGCGCAGCAGGCAAAGAGAGUCGCAACAGAAAGUACCGAACAUGUGCUGGAGCAGCUUGUGUCAGAGUACCGUCAGUUGAAUGGUGCCCUGAGGGCCGAGAAGAGAUUAUACCAGAGUCUCAAUCACGCAACCGGUGACAGCAGCUCAGACAAGAUCCUGGCCCUCCACACUCAACUAGACUCGGUUCAGGCACUCCGCGGACAGCUUGAGGAGGUCCUAGCCCGGAUUCAGAACAUGGCCCUCGAGUUGGAAAGGGCUGCCAAAAGGCAGCCUGACUUAGGAGAUGUCAGCUCUGGUGAGGAAGAGGAGGGGGAUGAUGAAGACGGCAGCAGCGACGAGUUCACAGACAGCAUCGAGGAGGACGAGAAAGUGACAUCUGCAAGUUUGCCUUCCAAUCAGACUAAAAGGCCCUGUGGACAUGAAGAAGAGUGUGGAUUCCUGAGGACUAGCACACAGACAGUUGAACUAGAGCUGAAAGAAAUACAGUCACAGCUCGAGAGGGAGGGAUUCACCUCGGUGACCCAGAUGAGGAGCACGCUGGAAAGGCUUCAAAAGGAGAACCUGUUCCUAAAAGAACAUCAGGGUUUGGGAUCAAACCACAGGAGACUUGACCAGGGACAGGAUGAUGAUGAUACUGAGAAGGAGGAGGAAGAGGAGGACUACAUGGAAGAUGAUGAAGAGGGGCUAACAUCAUCAAUGCCUGAUAAGGGCUUCAAGCAUACAGGGGGCGUUAGCGAGGCAGAGCAGGGUCUCAGGGAGCAUUCGGCCAGGCUUUGUUCCGAGAACCGAGAGCUGCAGGAGAGGCUGAUGGUGUCUGAGGCCACCGUCCACGCUCAGGCCGAACAACUCAAGGACUACAGAGACCUGCUCACCGAGACGACUGUGCAGCAGGCCAGUAAGCAGGUCCAAGUGGAUCUGCAGGAUUUGGGCUAUGAGACUUGUGGACGCAGCGAAAAUGAAGCAGAGAGGGAGGACGCCAGUAGCCCAGAGUUUGAUGACCUCGAGAUGUGCACGUCAUUGUCUCAUCAGCAGGAGGAGAGCGUGGGUGGAGGCUGGUACGCUGCCGGAAGAAACAGACAUAACGGAGGGGCAUAUGAAGAAAUUGCGGAUAAGUCAACUUUGCAGCACCUUGUCCAAGACCUGCGCUCCCAGCUGACCCGCUGCCACAAAGUGAUCCGUGGGCUUCAGAUGCGUGUGCGCUCCCUGUCGGCCACAAGCGACUACGCCUCCAGCCUGGAGCGAACCUCACGCAAGGUAAACUGGGCCUUUGAGAUGUCACCUGCCCAAGGGGGCGUGGAGGAGGAUGAAGGCUGGAUGUCCGACACCCAAGCAACUUCACUCGGGCCCAAACCCAGUCGCGAGCUGCAAGAACUGAUGGCACGUGUUGCCACGUUGGAGGCACAAUUGAAGAGCUCCAAGCUAGAGGGGAAGAACCAAGCGGAGGAGGGCAAAUGUGCCACAUGGCCUGGGAAGUACAACUCUCUCAUCCAGGCCCAAGCCCGUGAGCUCUCCCACCUGAGGCAGAGGAUGAGAGAGGGUGAAGGAGUCUCCCAUAUACUCACCCAGCAUCUGGGCGACACCACCAAGGCCUUUGAGGAGCUACUGCGGGCCAAUGAUGUUGACUACUACAUGGGGCAGAGCUUUAGAGAGCAGCUUUCACAAAGCACCGCGCUGGCUCAGAGGCUGCUCACCAAGAUCAGCGGACGAGCGGAGAGCCCUGAUGACAAGACAGGUCAUGAGUUGCUCGCCCUGCAGCUAAGCAAAGAACUUCAACAGAAAGAUAAAAUCAUCGAGUCUCUCCACAACAAGCUGCAGCACCGUCCUGAGACACCAUCCAGCUGCCAAGCCCUCUCGGAGACCACCGACCCAUCAGACAGGACCUCCUUUGUGUCGGAUGAGUGUCAAACCAAUGAAGACCUGGAUCUGUGCUCUGAUUUAGACGCCCGAGAGUAUCAGGAUGAGGAACAGCGGCUACAAUCCGAUCAAGAUGCCCAUCCAUCUAUCACUCCUCCUCGUGGACCCCUCCAACCCUCCCUCAGCUGUCCCGGCACGCUUUACUCAGCUUCUGUGGGUUUGACCAGUCCGUCCUUUAAAGCCCCUCUCAGUAUUCCCCUUUCCUCGUCCUUCCCUCCCCCUCGUGACCCUGAUGUCCGGGGUAAGGAGGUCACAAGUGACCCACGCCUUAGAGCCCUGUCUGUGAUGGCUGUUCGCCCAGAGCUGGACACAUUGUACAAACAGAUGAAUGAGCAGAUAAGGGGGUUCCCGGAUCUUCCCGGCAAGCCUCGGUUUGCUCUCUCACCCGGUUCCCCCAACCAGUGCGAGCUCUCCGGCUACAGCCAGCUACCCCAUCACACCUUUCAACAGUACCAGUUGGGCGGCAUUCCUGAGGGUCACUCGCUCAAGUCAGACUCGGGUCUGCUGACAGGAGGAGGGGCUUUCUGGGACAUGGACAACAUGACUCAGCCUAUGGGGAACUAUUCUGGAGUCCCUGGACAUCUCCUAGGAAGUACCCAGACAGGGCCGAAUGUAAUUGAAGAGCACCUACGAGAGGUGCGCUGUCUCCGCCAGCGUCUGGAAGAGUCCAUUCGGACCAACGAGAGGCUCCGACAGCAGCUGGAAGAGAAACUUGCGAACCCUGGGCGUGACGGAGGUGCACCAACAAACAUCUACAUUCAGGGGCUGGACACAGUCACACAUCUGUCUAAUGAAAUCAGAGUCCUGACAGACGAGAAUUUGAAUCUGCAGUCUCGUCUGCAGGCCAGCACAGACUCAUGUGAGGAGCUGAUCGCAGCGCGCACUCGCCUCAAGCAGGCCGAACUAGAGGCCGAGCAGUGGAAGGAGGAGUUGAGACGACUUCAGACGCACAGUGAGGAGCAGGGACAGCAGAUCCACGACUUGAGGCAGGAGAGGCAGGCCAGCCAGGAGAAGAUCAACAGAGUGCAGCACGAGGCGUCUCUACUACAGCAGCAGCUGGGUGAGAGCAGGGAGCUCAUUCACUCCCUGCAGACUGAACUGCAUGUUUAUGAUCGAGUGUGCUCCAGCUUUAAAUCCACCAAAGGCUACCUGUGCGAGACCCCCGGCCUGCCCGUGGAGUUGGGUGAGCUACUGAGCGAGGUGAGGAGUCUGCGAGCCCAGCUGCAGACCAGCGUCCAGGAGAACAGCGCCCUCAAGCAGCUGGAGCUCCACAAGCAGCUGGAACAGAAGCUGGGCGGCGGCUCCCCUCGCACGGCGUCCCUGUCGGCCUUCAGCGCCAGCCCGCAGAGAGAACAUUUCUACAGGCGACCGUUGCUGCACGACCCGGCCCCGUCUCCACCGGUCAGGGACAUUGGUCUCUUUAACUGUGGAUCUCCCUGUCCCCCGUACUCGGACCAGGAUGACAGCCAUAGCACUGCCAACGACCCUCUUGACCUUCACUCCGAGCUGGAAGGUGACGCCCCCGACGGCUCGUUCGCCAACCGUUAUGGCCGCCACGCCGUCGGUCACGUGGACGACUUUACCGCUCUACAACAGCAAGUCUUGGAAGGUCGCGGCAUCGUGCAGCGCAUGGAGGCAGCGCUGCAUGCAUGCCUGAGCCCCCCUUCACCAUUAGGGGGCACCCAGAAACAGAACAGUGAGAUGUUCUUGGAUCAUGGCAGUGCUAAGAGUCUCCUAUCCAACACCAAGACCCUGAGGCAGAUUUUGGAGGAGACAGCAUCUCUUCUGAAGAUGUUUUGGAGGGCGGCGCUGCCCAGCGCUGACGUGUCCAUCCCGAACCUGAAGAAGGAGCAGUCUAUGCAAGAGGAGAUCUUGUCCCUGAAGCUACGCAUGUCUGAGCAGGAGGAGGUCCUGAAGGGGACGAUUCACAGACUGAGGAGCACCAGCCGCACCAAGGAGAGCAUGGAGCAUUUCAUAGUCAACCAGUUGUCGAGGACUCGUGAUGUUUUGAAGAAAGCCAGGACAAAUUUGGAGAAGAACGAGCAGAGACUUUCCUCUCUAAGCUCCUCCUCUUCCUCUCCCUAUGCCGCUGAGAAACCAGGAGGUGACGCCCGAGAGCAGCCUGUUGAUGUCCUUUGCCUGAGGACCGACGGCAUCAAAUCAAGCCAAUGUCCGGUCGCUCCAGUGGCCAGGAAGCGCACCAGCCAAUGCUUGCUUUAGACCACCUAACAACCAGCCUCAAUGCCACCACCUGUGACCUCAAUAUUAAAAAUAGCCAAGACUUUCCCCCUCCUCUUUAGCCUCCAACUUCAACCAGGCCUUGACAAACUCCCUUCACUCUCUUUAGCCCCCAAAACUCCAGUUAAUGAUGUUCUUUGAGUGUAACUGUCAGCAGUGUGUGUGACAGAAGGUGUGUGAAAUGUGUCCGUGGUGGUUUCAAUGACAAGCCGGAUAGAGCGGCUUGAAGAUGCUCCCGAACGGGGGAGCGCCUUCUUCCGAAAGCCUGCGGAGGGGAAAAGGUGUUUUGUGCAUGUUAAAAUGAGGUUUGUGAGAGGAACACUGCACACACAUACAAGUCUGGGGUCACUUAGUCAUGUUUUUUUUAUUAUGAUUAUUUUGAACAAAAGCACUAUGACUAUUUCAUAUCAUACUCAGUUCACACUCACUUCAUCCAGUUUAAAUCUUUCAAAUCCCACUCAUCUCCUGUCACUUCCAGUGUUCCACAGGGUUCUGUUCUUGCCCUCCUUCUGUUUAUCACUUAUCUCAUUCUCCUUGCCAAUAUCCUCAAUAAAUAUAAAAUCUAUUUGUACUGCUAUGUGGAUCACACCCAGCUCUACCACUCUGCUAAUUUUAUCCAUUAACUUUUUUUCUGGUGUAGCUAAAACGGUGCCUAGUGCUGCAUUUCGGCUUGGGCAUUUUCCCCUCCCCCACUAUUUAAUAACUUGAGCGCCCUCAUUCGCAUCAGCAGUUAUCUGGCGCAAUUGCAACAUGCAGUUAGCUAGCUAGCUAUGCCUACACCCCCCCGAAAAUGCAUCUUCCCUUCAGAUGGUGGCUGCUUUAGAGCGCCUCGUUGUCAGCUGUGAGUGCGAGCACAUCACCCAGAGUAAGGCGGAAAAGUGAGCAGGGGGAAAUUCUAAAAAAUAAAUAAAAAGUCAGUAGAGGGUGUGGACCAGGGCGUAAACACUGGGAUUAAAAUAAAUAAAUAAAUAAAUGUAGUUAUUAAUGUGGUAAAAGAAAAAAUGUUUAUCUAAACAAAUAAUAAUAAGGACAUUUCUAAGUGAUCCCCAAAGUUUUGAACGGUAUUUGUAUUUAUACAGUUGUGUGUUUUCGCUGGAAACCUGACAUUUUCUGGUUGAUCCCAAUCUUUUGAACAGUAGUGUGCAGUGUGUGUUGUCAAGGAAAGUUCACUCAAAGUCCAAGAAAACAAAAAUCCUUAAUUACAACAAUCACCGAAUUUGUUUUCAUCUUUUUGCUGAGGCAAUGCAUCAAAUUCGCUGACAUUCACAAUAUAUCAGCAGACAAAAUGGAGGAAUGUUGGCCUGGGAGCUGUUUUGUGGCUGUAUAUUUAAUAUUUUCCACAUCCAUCUAUUGCAAGUCAUAGAUACCAGCAAAUGGCUCCGUGUUUUGUCCACAGCCUCCUUUUCGGUUCUUCAAGUGGCAAAAUUUGGCAUUUCUAACAAGCAUGUGUGCUGAAUUGUGAGGUUGAACUGCCGCAAAAAAAAAAAAAAAAAAAUGAGCAUGUGCAAUAACGCUUGAAUGAUCACACUGGAGUGUCGCAUGAUCGUGAUUGUAAAAAAAAAAAAAAAAAAAAGAAGAAGAAGAAAAAAAAUCACGUUAUAGGACGGGAGAUUGCCAUUACUUGCCAAAGUUUGAACUUUAACUUGCCUUAACCAUGUGAGUGAGAAUUUA
Phycodurus eques (leafy seadragon) is the source of this 9641-nucleotide messenger RNA. RefSeq names its product phosphodiesterase 4D interacting protein (gene pde4dip). Gene Ontology annotation, cellular component: microtubule organizing center; nucleus. The coding region runs from base 750 to 7952 and encodes 2400 amino acids. The transcript is spliced from 42 exons. The record is from RefSeq and is a predicted model, not a curated record. Gene Ontology annotation, molecular function: zinc ion binding. NCBI's taxonomy places the organism in Eukaryota, Metazoa, Chordata, Actinopteri, Syngnathiformes, Syngnathidae.